Messenger RNA from Felis catus (domestic cat), 1599 nucleotides. Its product is annotated as ferritin light chain-like. NCBI's taxonomy places the organism in Eukaryota, Metazoa, Chordata, Mammalia, Carnivora, Felidae. The record is from RefSeq and is a predicted model, not a curated record. The coding region runs from base 1148 to 1501 and encodes 117 amino acids. The transcript has a single exon.
CUGACGCGGGGCUCGAACUCACGGACCGCGAGAUCGUGACCUGAGCUGAAGUCGAAUGCUUAACCGACUGAGCCACCCAGGCGCCCCAAGGGCUUAUUUCUAAGAGGCCUGGCAGUUGAACAAAGGUGCUUGCAGUUUCCUGACAGCUGUCCCGCAUCAGGGGAAUGUUCUCGUCCUACUUUAGCAGUAAGCCUUGGGAAGAACUUACAUCCCAGCAAGGGCUUCUCGGUGCCCUGGAGACCUACUGUCCUGGGACACGCCUUUUCCUGGCCUGUCUUCAACUAAACUCUCUCCUGGCUCGUCAUCAAGUCCUUCCCCAGAUUGGCUUUCUUAACCUUUCUUUGAAAUGUCAUCAGGAACCCUGAUCCUGGCACCAACUUUACCACUUCUUCUUUAUCAGAAGGGUACAAAAUGAAAACAUAUCCUGCCCUUGGUUUGGGUUCUUCCAGAAAUAGACCUCUAGAGAAGGAUUCUAGCACAAUUAGUUUCUUGGGUACAUGUUCUGUGAGAAGGUGAUGUUGGGAAGAAAGGCAGCCAAUAAGGAGUGUGUGUUAAGCCAACUGCCAGCAUGGAUCUGGAGCUCAAUCCCAUGGGACAUCUGUGGAGAAGAACAGUGUGGAAAGUAUGUCCCAGAAUGAUCCCUCUUCAGGCCUGAGGGGACUGGGCUCUUGUUUACAAUAGCUUUAUUGAUGUAUAAUUUUCCCACCAGGAUAGUGACCCAUUCUAAGUGUGUGGUGAUUUUUGGCCGAUUAGAGUGUGCUGUAACUUGCACUGCAAUCCACUACAAAAAUAGUUUGGUUUCCUGCAGUAUGCCCCACGGAUCUGUCUCUUGCUUCAACAGUGUCUGGAUGGAACGGAUGCAGGGACGCCCCUUCUACCAGCCUCCCGACCACCCUCCAACCUUUUUUCCAGUCACAACCUUUGGAGCCAUCUUCUCGGCCAUCCUUUGCCUCUGGGACUGGCCAACACCCUAUUUUGAGCUUAGCUUCUUCUUACCCAUCAACCGUGAGCUCCCCGGAUUCCUCAGAAUUAUUUCACCGAGGUGGAGGGGGCUGUCAACCUCCUGGUCAACACGCAUCUGCAGGCCUCCUACACCUACCUCUCUCUGGGCUUCUAUUUUGACCGUGACAAUGGGAAUCUGGAGGGCAUGGGUCACUUACUUCCGCGUGUUGGCAAGGGUGCAAGGGUGUGGAGUGUCCCCGGAAGUUGCAAAGUCAACCAGGCAGCCACACCCUCUUCCGGGACCAGGACCAGGCAGAAGCUGUUCCAGGAUGAGAUUAAUAAAACCCUGGAUGCCACAGACACCGCCCCGGUUCUGGUGAAGAAUCUGACCCGGGCCCGUUUGGCUCUGCGUGCCCUGGGUUCUGCCUGCGCGGGCCCCCAUCUCUGUGAUUUCCUGGAGGACCAGGAUGAGAAGGGGAUCAAGAAGACGGGUGACCACCUGACCCACACCUGCAGGCGGGAUGGCCCCCAGGCUGGGCUGGGCGAGUAUUUCUUCUAAAGGCUCGCCCUCAAGGGGCACCUGGGUGGUUCAGUCAGUUAAGUGUCCGACUUCGGUUCAGGUCAUGAUCUCAGGUCAUGAUCUCAUGGUUCGUGAGU